Molecule: messenger RNA, 2250 nt
Organism: Drosophila arizonae
Lineage: Eukaryota; Metazoa; Arthropoda; Insecta; Diptera; Drosophilidae
Gene: EDTP
Product: Egg-derived tyrosine phosphatase
Biological process (GO): dephosphorylation
Molecular function (GO): phosphatidylinositol-3-phosphate phosphatase activity
Source: RefSeq, a predicted model, not a curated record
AUGAGCAGCAUAACGCUAAACGAAAUGGUCAACGUGACACAGCUGGAUUUACACGAUCUAUUAGAAACUUUCGAAAAAAAAUCAUUCGAGGCGGUAGCCUUUGAGGAAGGCACAACGCAGUCGAUACCGCAGGCGCCGCACCAACAGUCACAGCAGAACACAAUCUACGAGGAUCAGUAUGAUAUACAGCGCAUACGUGAGCUGGUGACCAUGGCGAAGUAUGCUCGCUGCAGGCAGCGUUUCGCAGUGCCCGUUAUAAUGUAUCGGGGCAAAUAUAUCUGCCGUUCGGCCACAUUGUCCGUGAUGCCGGAAACGUACGGCCGUAAGGUUGUGGAUUACGCCUACGAUUGCCUCAGCGGCAACUAUGCUGCGCCCAAUGGCGAGGAGAACGAGGCGGACACCACGGACGAGUCACUAAUCAAUCACAUCAACGAUCAGGCACAGUCACAGUUCAGCUACGAUGAAGUCAUCAAGAGCGACAUCCAACUGCUGAACACAUUGAACGUGUCCACCAUAGUAGACCUCAUGGUAGAGAAUCGCAAAAUCAAAUACUUYAUGGCCGUCUCUUCGUCGGAGAAGGCGGAUCCGAAUAAGCACUAUAAGGGCUUUAACCUGCUAUCGCUGCCGUAUCCGGGCUGUGAGUUUUUCAAAAAGUUCCGGGACAACAAUUACAUGGCCAAGAAUUUACACUACAACUGGAAGCAGUCAUUUAACGAUGCCAACAUCAAUAUACCCAAUACGGGACCCGCCGCCGACAUUGACAUUAUUUGGCCAGAGUACAGGGACUGGGAUCUGGUCUCCAUUACGCAAAACUAUCUGCGUGCCACGCUUAAGUAUAUACAAGAGGAUAACUCAGGGCUGCUCAUACACUGCAUAAGUGGUUGGGAUCGCACGCCCCUCUUCGUCUCCCUGGUGCGUCUAUCGCUCUGGGCCGACGGCCUCAUCCAUCAGUCGCUGAACGCUUUGCAAAUGGCGUACUUUACUCUCGCUUACGACUGGUAUUUAUUUGGCCACCAGCUGCCAGAUCGCCUCAAGCGAGGCGAGGACAUCAUGUUUUUUUGCUUUCACUUCCUCAAGUUCAUCACCGACGAGGAGUUCAGCAUUGUGGAGCACCGCAAGCGCACGAAGACGUCCAGCAGCAGCGGCAGCAGUGUCAUUGUCAUCAAAUCCGACUGCUGCGACGAUGAGCCACUCAAGGAAGAUUACAUUUUGGCCUUCGAUCAAGACAGCAACGAUAGCUACUCAAACUGUUCYAACUGUGAUAUGUCCAUAACAGAUAACUUCUACGCCACAACAACAACAGCCGCAGCAGCAGCUGUAGCAGCGACUGCACCAUCAACGCACGUUAAUCCGCUCACCAGUCGAUCCCCGAAUCCGAAGCGCUCGCGCACUAGCCCAAUUUCYGUGCCCGGCUCGAAUGCGCGCCAGCGUCAGGAGUCGACGUCAUCGAACGGCAGCUGGCAGGUGGUCACAGACACCGGGUCCAUUGACUCCAUGAUGAAUGGUAGUUACAUGAUGCGCUUUGUCUCGCAGCAGCAUCAACCACAGCAUCAGCAGACGGACAACAUUCCAAUGUGCAAUGGCGGCAACGGAUAUCAUUGCAGCACAGCCACGCCCAGCGCCUAUCCCAGUGCCAGCGGCAGUAGCAACAGCAAUAGCAACAUGAGCAACAUGAGCAACAUGAGCAACAUGAGCAACAUGAGCAACAAUAGCAACAGCAACAGCAACAGUAGCAACAACACGCACGGUUUCGUUAAUGGUUCCUCCAAGGAUGCGGCCAGUGCCAGCGCAGCAGCCUCGAAGCAGAGCAUUAAUUUACGCAAGCAACGGCUAAACGCUGUACGGGCGAUUUUCAUACAAGCCUAUGGCAAAACGAUUGGACUGAAAUUCAAGGAAGGCUCCUCAAUGAAUCUGGCCACGUUUAUUGGCAAUUUGGCGGAUCAGCUAUUUUAGUUUGUUUGGCUGAUAACUGGACUAAAUCUGGAACUAGAAAUGUAACUGCAACUGGAACUGAAAUGUGCACCCGUUGAAAGUAUGCCACAUGAUCACAUCCACAUGGAUCGAUCGAUCCGAUGGACUGACUGCUGGGAUUGUGGCUUUGUUGUUUGUUAGUUAGCCUUGUUAGUGCUGCGCUUUUUUACCAUGGACUGUAUUUUGUAGACAUGUUGAAUUACGUUCUUUGUGACUUGUUGAUAAUAAAAUAGAAAACAAACUGCGAAAAAAAACUCACACACAUAAAAAAUAGUAGAG